UUAAUAUGAUGCUAUAUUAUGAGUGGUCCUCUCUACUGCUGAACUCGUGCACGAAAUUGUCAUCAAGGUGUAGAGUUGCGUUAAUAUGAAACUUCAUAAAUGUUGUCUUUGCCCGCUACUUUACUUCUCUGCUUCAAUGUCUUGAAAUAAGUUAGUGAAUAUGGCGUAUCAACAUCAGUUUACAUCGGAGGAAAAUGAAGAUGACUUAGAAAAACUACGGCUUGCUGCUCUUAAAUCAUUGCGGACUGCAAAAGCAGUUCCUAAAGUUGUCAGGAAGUUUAAGAAGGUCAAUAAGAAGUUUAUUUUUAAGGGCCAAGGAAUUCGAACUAACUGCUAUAAUGGCAAAUCAAUGAAAAAGAAUUUCAGAGGUAACUCAAACCAGAAUUUCAGAGGCAACUCAAACCAGAAUUUUAGAAACAACUCAAACCUUAUUACAAUAGUUCCUGUGGUGGAAAUGUCUGGGGCCUCUGGGAGUGAAUGUGGAGGACAAUCUUCAGAAAUUAAAGAUUCAGAAGUUAAUCAAGUGCCAUCAAAAUUCAGCCGAUAUGAUGAUGACAAUUCAGAUAAUAGUGAUGAAGAUUUUAUGGGCUACUGUGGUACAAAUGGAGUUGAAGAAGAUGAAAGUGCAGAGGAAGAUUCUGACAUAUUGUUACUAGAUACAAAUGAAGAAGAAAGUCUGGAAAAACUAAUGGAUGAAUUAGAAGAAGAGAUAAAGAAAACUGAAAGGACUUCACCAUCUGUAACAAGUGCAGAUGACAGUGAAACGGAGGUACCGGAAAAAAGUGUUCUGCAGGAAGAAACUGAUGUAAAAGUUUGCCGUGAUCAACAACUGGAGUCUUGUGUGAGUGAUGUGUGUGUUCAGCCUGAUGUUGUGAGUGAAAAUUCUGUGACAAUUAGUGGUCUGCAAGGAACAACAAAAGGAGUGAUCAGCAGCACUGUGGAUGCUGCAUAUGACAAUGGACAACCACUUUCCUCUGUAAAAGCCCAAGAAACAUCUACUCUGCUAAUUUCAGUGCCAGUAUCUACAGUGAAGACCACAGAAAAUGAACCAGCUGCUCAGGCUGAAAAUUCCAAUAUUACUUUAAAAAUGUCUCAAAUAUCAAGGCAUUCACCACCUGAUAAUAAGUACAUCAAAUGUUCCAAUAAGAGUGUAAUAACCCCAAACCAGUCCCCUGUUCAUUCACCUGGGCAAUGUAGCCAUCCAGAAAAUAGUCAAAGCCAAGGGUCUUCAUUGUACAAACCAACCUCAUGUAGUCCUGGAGCAACCCACAAUACAAGCAGAGUUUCAGACUCAUCUUCAAUAUAUAAUUCAGUGUCUCAAGUGGAAAGAUCUCAGGUUCAUGAUAACAGAUCUCAAAGCACAAAAUCCCCAGUCUAUCGACGAUCGCGAACUCCGGCAUCACCAUCUAGGACUACUACUUCAAAAAUGAGAAACUCCUUCAGCCGAUCACGCAGUCCAAGAUCUCCAUUGCGAAUUCGAAGGUCACCUGCACAUGCUGUGAAAUCACGAAGCCCCAAGUCACCUGUACGUAAACUAAGUCAUCCUAAUUCUAGAUCACCGAUUUAUGAUUCACGACCAUAUACACAAACGUCACCAGUUGACUCUCUUCAAUCACGGAGCCCACAUUCUCCUUGCAGUAGUGAUAGGUUUCAUAGUCCCUCUCGCAUUCAUAGGUCUUUGAGAAUUUCUACAUCAAAAUCUCCAGUUCACCAAGUGAGGUCACCUAGCCCAAGACCUUCCACUCAUUUGCGAAGAUCUUGCAGUCCGAGAUCAAGUCCUAUCAGGCAUACAUCUCGGUCUCCAAGAUCAAGUCCUCAUAACCAGAAAUCUCGUAGUCCAAGAUCAAUUGCUCACAAGCAACAAUCCUGCAGUCCGAGGUCUGCUACUCACAUGCGAAGAUCGUGCAGCCCGAGGCCUGCUGCAAACGUACAUAGAUCUUGCAGUCCAAGAUCAGCUGUGACUAUGCGGAGAUCUCGUAGUCCAGGACCAUCAUCAACUAUGAGAUCUCAUAGUCCAGGACCAGUGAUAAGUAUGCGGAGAUCAUGCAGUCCGGGGCCAGCAAUGACCAUGCGGAGAUCAGGCAGUCCAGGACCACUGACGAACACACAGAGGUCACGAAGUCCAGAGCCACUGACGAACAUCCGGAGGUCACGGAGUCCAGGGCCUGUGAAGAACAUGCGGAGGUCACACAGUUCAGGGCCGGCGAUGAGCAUGCGGAGGUCGUGCAGUCCAGGGCCACAGACAAGCAGGCGGAGGUCACGCAGUCCAGGGCCACAGACGAGCAGGCGGAGGUCACGCAGUCCAGGGCCACAGACAAGCAGGCAGAGGUCAUGCAGUCCAGGGCCACAGACAAGCAGGCAGCGGUCACGCAGUCCAGGGCCACAGAUAAGCAGGCAGAGGUCACGCAGUCCAGGGCCACAGACAAGCAGGCGGAGGUCACGCAGUCCAGGGCCACAGACAAGCAGGCGGAGGUCACGCAGUCCAGGGCUGCAGAUGAGCAGGCAGAGAUCAUGCAGUCCAGGGCCAGGGACAAGCAUGCGGAGAUCACGGAGUCCAGGGCCAGUGACAAGCAUGUGGAGGUCACGGAGUCCCGGGCCAGUAAAGAGCAAGCGGAGGUCACGGAGUCCAGGGCCAGUAAAGAGCAAGCGGAGGUCAUGCAGCCCAGGGCCAGUGAAGAGUAAGCGGAGGUCAUGCAGCCCAGGGCCAGUGAAGAGUAAGCGGAGGUCAUGCAGUCCAGGGCCAGUGAAGAGCAAGCGGAGGUCACGUAGUCCAGGGCCAGCAACGAGUUUGCGAAGGUCCCCCAGUCCAGGGCCAGCAACGAACAUGCGGAGAUCACGCAGUCCAGGGCCAGCGACAAGAAUGCGGAGAUCACGCAGUCCACAGCCAGUGACAAGCAUGCGGAGAUCACACAGUCCAGGGCCAGCGACAAGAAUGCGGAGAUCACGCAGUCCACAGCCAGUGACGAGUAUGCGGAGAUCACCCAGUCCAGUGCCAGCAAGGAACAGGUGGAGGUCACGCAGUCCAGGUCCAGUGAGGAGCAGGCAGAGAUCACGCAGCCCAGGUCCAGUGAGGAGCAGGCAGAGAUCACGCAGCCCAGGUCCAGCGAGGAGCAUGCGGAGAUCACGCAGUCCAGGGGCAAGGACGAGCAUGCGGAGAUCACGCAGUCCAGGACCAAGGACGAGCAUGCGUAGGUCACGCAGCCCAGGGCCAAGGACGAGCAUGUGUAGAUCACGCAGUCCAGGGUCAGUGACGAGCAUGCGUAGAUCGCGGAGUCCUGGGCCAGUGACGACCAAGCGUAGAUCGCGCAGUCCAGGGCCAGUGACGAGCAAGCAUAAAUCACGCAGUCCAGGACCAGCAAAGAACAUGCGUAGAUCGCGCAGUCCAGGACCAACAACAAAUACACGGAGAUCUCAUAGUCCAGGACCUGCAAGGAAUGCGAGGAGAUCUCGCAGCCCGAGACCAGCAAUGAGUGCACGGAGAUCCCGCAGUCCUGGACCAACAGUGAGUACGUGGAGAUCUCGCAGUCCAGGACCUGCAACAUGUACACGGAGAUCUCGCAGUCCAGGACCUGCAACAUGUACACGGAGAUCACGUAGUUCAGGACCGGCAAUGAGCACACGGAGAUCUCGCAGUCCAAGACCAGCAGUGAACACACGGAGAUCUCGCAGUCCAGGAAGGGUAGUGGGCACACGGAGAUCUCGCAGUCCAGGCCCGGCAGUGAGCACACGGAGAUCUCGCAGUCCAGGAAAGGCAGUGAGCACACGGAGAUCUCGCAGCCCAGGAAGGGCAGUGGGCACACGGAGAUCUCGCAGUCCAGGAAGGGGAGUGGGCACACAGAGAUCUCUCAGUCCAGGAUGGGCAAUGAGCACACGGACAUCUCGCAGUCCAGGAAGGGGAGUGGGUACGAAGAGAUCUCGCAGUCCAGGACAGACAAUGAGCACACGGAAAUCUCGCAGUCCAGGACGGGCAGUGAGCACACAGAGAUCUUGCAGUCCAGGACCGGCAGUGAGCACACGGAGAUCUCGCAGUCCAGGACGGGCAGUGAGCACACGGAGAUCUCGCAGUCCAGGACGGGCAGUGUGCACACGGAGAUCUCACAGUCCAGGACGGGCAGUGAGCACACGGAAAUCUCGCAGUCCAGGACCGGCAAUGUGCACACGAAGAUCUCGCAGUCCAGGACCAACCAAGAGUACAAGGAGAUCUCGCAGUCCAGGAGUGGCUAAGAGCAAACGGAGAUCUCGCAGUCCAGGACUGGCCAAAGGCACACGGAUAUCUCGCAGUCCAGGACCGGAAAUGAGCUCAAACAGAUCUCACAGUCCAGGACCACUAAUGAGCAUUCAUAGAUCUCACAGCCCAAGACCUGUAACAUGUAUGCAGAGAUCUCGCAGUCCACGGCCAUCUUCUAGUACCCGGAGAUCUCGCAGUCCGAGACCAUCUACCGAUACCCGAAGAUCUCGCAGUCCAAGACCAGUUAACAGUACUCGAAGAUCUCGCAGUCCAAGACCAGCUGGUAGUGUGCGACGAUCUCACAGUCCAAGACCAUCUGUGAGUGUGCUGAGAUCUCACAGUCCCAGACCAGCAGUGAGUAUGCGAAGAUCUCGCAGCCCGAGACCGAUAGUGAGUACUCGUAGAUCUCGGAGUCCAAGAUCAGCUUCUGAUAUGCGGAGAUCGCACAGUCCAAGACCACGUACUAAUCUGCGCAGAUCUAGAAGUCCAAGCCCUGCCACGAAUAUACGGAAGUCUCGCAGUCCCAGAACAGCAGCUAAGGUACAGAGAUCUGUUAGUCCAACACCAGCCUCUAAUAUGCAGAGCUCUAUUAGCCCAAGACCAGCCACAAAUUUGAGAAGAUCUCUGAGUCCAAGACCAGGUACUAAUAUUCGGAGAUCUCCCAGUCCAAGACCAAUGGCUAUUGUACGAAGAUCUCUCAGUCCAAGACCACCUGCUAAAAUACGGAGAUCUGUUAGUCCACAGCCAGCUGCUAAGAUACGAAGAUCAGGAAGUCCCAGACCAACUGCUAAUGUGUGUAGAUCUGGCAGUCCAAGAGCAGCCACUAAGGUACUGAGAUCUAAUAGUCCAAGACCAGCUACUCAUGUGCGGAGCUCUGGUAGUCCAAGAAGAGUUGCUCUGAUAAAGAGAUCUGGUAGUCCGAGACAAACUGCUCAGAUGUGCAUAUCUUUUAGUCCAAGAUUAACUGAACACAGGAGGAAAUCCUCUAGUCCCAGAUCAUGUACUCGCGUGCAGAAGUCAUGUAGCCCUAGGUCAGCCAACCAAAUACGGAGAUCUUGUAGUCCCAGACAAGUCAGCCAGAUGAAGAGAUCUCGUAGUCCCACUUGCUCUCCAGCUAGAAAAUCUGCAUCGCAAUUCAGAAAGCUGUCAAGAUCACCAUCUAGGAGAUAUUCUGACAACCAUUAUUCUCCUUCACAUUCCAGAUGCUCUAGAAAGCAGUCAUUAUCACCAAUAUCCAGAAAUUACGGUUCACCAGGUAGGUCUGGCUCACCAAGGGAAAGACAAAAGUCACCACAAUGCAAAAUAUCUCCAGUUAGAAUGCAGGCACAUGACCGGAGAAGUAUUACAUCACAGAAGAAAUCCAUUUCUCCAAAGUGCAGGAGGCAUUCGAUAUCACCAGGAAAAGGAUAUGUAAAGUCACCCAUCACCCAAAGAACAUUUGCAUCACCCAAAAGACUCUCACCAGAUGUGCAGCGGAAGAGAUCACCUAUAAAUUUUCCUUCAAAUAAGUCAAAUGUUUCAAAACAUGCCAUGCAGAGAAGCAAAUCACCAGUUUCAAGAGUUUCGAAUUCGCCUCCAAUAAGUCUAGAGCAACUACAUUUGAAUAGGAAGCAUUCAAAGGGUAGGAGCCCAUCUCCCUGUCCAAUUAAAAUGUAUGGUGUGUCAAGUACCAGAAAAAAGUCCCCAGAAAAACUACAAAGAAAAUCGUCUCAUAUGUCUUCUAAAGACAGAGAAAAUGUGCAUUACACAGCAUCACCAUAUGACCACCAGGUCUCUACUUCUCCAGAGGUGAAACCUUCUCACACGGAUAAAUGUUACAGAAGUCCACAAAGAAAAGCAUCACCACAUUUAAUGGCAUCAUUUUCACCUCUCUCUCCACAGAACUCAUUCUCUUUCUCAGGGGCUCAUGAAGAUGAUCAUUCAUUACGGAGAAAAGAUGUAGGUUUAAUUCAUGGAAAGCCCAUGCAUGACAAUCGAAAGAAUAAUACAUCAGUAGAAGAAUUGUAUUGUCAUUCAGAUAACCCCUCAACCCAGAAAAGUCGGAGUCAGACACCAAGCCUGAGCCCGUCACCUGAGAAAAACUCUGAGUCAGAAAAUAAAUACUAUACAGUGCCUCUCAGAAUCCAAACCUCAUCUCUAGGUUACAAGAAUCCCCCUGUUUCUAAUUCUUUGAAAAACAAUGACAUCAGUUCUUCGCAAGGAGCUUCAGCAUGCUCAGUUACCAUUGAUAGUGGUAGCAAAGUUAAGUCGUUAAGAAAAAAUCGUGAUGAAAGUGUUACACCGACCAGAUCAGAACCGAUGUCCAAAAACUGCACAAAAAAAACAGAAAGAAAAACUUCACAUAAAUAUAGGAUGAAAGAUAAAAACAAGAAAGGACAUAUAGUGGCUAUGUGUCAGGAUGAACCAAAGUCAUUGGCACUAAACUCUGAUGUUAUCGACACAGGUAGAAGUAUGGUGAAUGAUAAUGUUCCUAUUCAGGAGACUACAAAAAGAAAAUUUGAUUCCUCAGAUUCUCGUGAACAUUCUUGUAAAACAAAUAGCUUGGAUCAGUUAUCAGAAACUGAGGUAGAGAAGGAAAUGGAAACUGUCACUAAAAUAGCUAAUACCCCCGAUGACAGAACCUUAGAUGAACUUGAAGAUCUUUUGGAUUUGGAAUUAGAUAAAUCAGUUGAUUUAUGGGAAAGUGAUGAAUCAGAAAAUGAGCAUUUUCAUCAAGAAACAAAGACCCUGGAAAAAUCUUUAGAUUUAGUUGAAGAUCAGCACUCAAGAACUUCUGGUACGGAAAAGGACAGCGCAGUUUCAAAAGGAAGACUGAAAGACACCACUGGUGAAAAGUUAAACUUCUCUACCAUAGGAGAUUCACCUGGUGAAGAAAGUAAGGUGAUAAAAGUUACAUCAGGUGGAUCGGGCAAGAGGAAGAAAAGAUCAGACUCUCGGAAAAAUUCGUCUAGAAAGUCCAGCCGCAGAGAAAACAGAAAUAAAGUGGAGCAGUUGGGAGAGCAGUGUAGCCCAUCAAAAACAGAAUCAGCAGAUGAAAGCAUGGAGCAUACUGAUAUAACAGACGGUGACCUCAGGGCAGAGCUAAGUCGAAGACGAGCAGAAAGAUUACUUAAGGCAGGAUCAUUACAUACUGCACUCCCUACAAGGUUACUGCAAUCUGCAUUUCGGGGACUUGUUAGCGGCAAAACUGCCAAGAAAGAGGCCAGUGAACGCAAAUCAUGUGACAGAGAGCUGCAGAAAAGAGACAAAACAGAUGGACGAAGAGUUAUGGUUCUGAAGUCACCCCCUUCUGAAGAUCAGGAUGUUGUGAGCCUCAGUGUCACCAUACCAAAGGAUAAAAAGGAUAAAAACUCUCCAUCAAAAGUACCUGUUCACUUACGCCUUGGCCUUCCUAGUAGUAGCUGGGACACACAGAAUUCCCAUUCAAGACGAAGAGGUUAUCGUAAGGUGAAGCUUAAACGCAGUGUGAUUGUUUCAUCUGAGAAAGGUCAUAAGGUUUAAUCUUGGAUUGGACAUAAGGAAAGGCAAAAUAUUAGAAACGAGAAGACGUGUUUGAAAAUUGUUGGACAAUAUUGGACAGUAAUCAUAUUGAUUGUGCAUUUUUUUGGGAUACUUUAUUCCAUUAUUUAACUGUUAUUUCUACUGAAUUUACAAUGUAAAUAAAUUAAUGAGUCAUAUGUUUA
Schistocerca gregaria is the source of this 7911-nucleotide messenger RNA. RefSeq names its product serine/arginine repetitive matrix protein 2-like. The transcript has 11 exons. Bases 161 to 7729 code for a protein of 2522 amino acids. The record is from RefSeq and is a predicted model, not a curated record. Lineage: Eukaryota; Metazoa; Arthropoda; Insecta; Orthoptera; Acrididae.